This is a messenger RNA of Thrips palmi, 3320 nucleotides long. Its product is annotated as metabotropic glutamate receptor 2-like. Gene Ontology annotation, biological process: G protein-coupled receptor signaling pathway. The coding region runs from base 24 to 3236 and encodes 1070 amino acids. Gene Ontology annotation, molecular function: adenylate cyclase inhibiting G protein-coupled glutamate receptor activity. The record is from RefSeq and is a predicted model, not a curated record. The transcript is spliced from 15 exons. Gene Ontology annotation, cellular component: membrane. Lineage: Eukaryota; Metazoa; Arthropoda; Insecta; Thysanoptera; Thripidae.
AGGCGCUGGGCCUAGGCCCCACGAUGGCCGCGGACACGGCCUCGGACAUGAUCUCGGCCCUCAAGAUGCCCUCCAUCGGGCUGGGCGCGGCGCGGCGACGCACGCAGGCCCGCGAGAUCAACUGGCCCGUGAAGAAGGAGGCCGUGGUGGAGGGCGACCUGGUGCUGGGUGGGCUCAUGAUGGUCCACGAGCGCGAGGACAGCGUGGUGUGCGGGCCCAUCAUGCCGCAGGGCGGCGUGCAGGCGCUCGAGGCCAUGCUCUACACGCUGGACUUCGUCAACGACGGCUUCCUGCCCGGCAUCGCGCUUGGCGCGCACAUCCUGGACGACUGCGACAAGGACACCUACGGCCUGGAGAUGGCGGUCGACUUCAUCAAAGGCUCCAUCAGCAACAUCGACGACGCCGAGGUGCAGUGCAACCAGAGCGCGGCCCGCAAGGUCAUCUCGGGCGUGGUGGGCGCCGCCUCCAGCGUCACCUCCAUCCAGGUGGCCAACCUGCUGCGGCUGUUCCGCAUCCCCCAGGUGUCCUUCUUCUCCACGUCGCCCGAGCUGUCCAACAAGCAGCGCUUCGAGUUCUUCUCACGCACCAUCCCCAGCGACCACUACCAGGUGGCCGCCAUGGUGGAGAUCGUCAAGCGGAUGAACUGGACCUACGUGUCCAUCGUCUACGAGGAGAGCAACUACGGCAUCAAGGCGUACGAGGAGCUGGAGCGCGUGCUGGCGCUGCGCAACGUCUGCAUCGCCGUCAAGGAGAAGCUGGAGAAGGACUCGGGGGUGGCGGACGAGGAGUCCUACGACAAGAUCGUCGACAACCUGUUGAGCAAGCCGCGCGCCAGAGGCGUCAUCAUCUUCGGCUCGGACCAGGAGGUGGCGGGCGUGAUGCGCGCCGUGCGCCGCAAGGGCGCCACGGGGCGCUUCUCCUGGAUCGGCUCGGACGGCUGGUCGGCGCGCUCCCUCGUCUCGGACGGCAACGAACGCGAGGUGGAGGGCACACUGUCCGUGCAGCCGCAGGCCAACCCCGUCAGGGGCUUCGAGGAGUACUUCCUCAACCUGACGCCCGACAACAACAAGCGCAACCCGUGGUUCGUGGAGUUCUGGGAGGCGCACUUCCACUGCCGCUACAACAACAGCCCCGCCACGCCCUACAACCAGCAGUGGACGCAGCCCUGCGCGCCCAACCUCCGCCUGCACAAGAACAACACCGACUUCGAGGACCAGCUGCAGUUCGUGAGCGACGCCGUCAUGGCCUUCGCCCACGCCCUCAAGCAGAUGCACCUGGAGCUGUGCGGCGGCCACCGCGGCCUCUGCGACGCCAUGCAGCCCACGGAGGGCAACACACUGCUGGGCUACCUCCGGAACGUGUCCUUCACGGGCCUGAGCGGCGACAAGUUCCAGUUCGACAAGAACGGCGACGGCCCGGCCCGCUACAACAUCAUCCACUUCAAGCAGGUGGAGCGCGGCCGCUGGUCCUGGGUGCGCGUCGGCGAGUACUCCGGGUCCGAGCUGCACCUGAAUAUGAGCGAAAUCCAGUUCCAACUCGAGUCGCCGUCGCCGCCCGUGUCCGUGUGCAGCCUGCCAUGCGCCCAGGGCCAGGCGCGGCGCUACGUGGAGAGGGAGAGCUGCUGCUGGCACUGCUUCAACUGCACGCAGUACCAGGUGCGCAACGAGUCGGACGAGACGCGCUGCGACGAGUGUGCCAUGGGGACGCUGCCCGACGCGCUGCACGUGCGCUGCCUCGCCAUCCCGGAGGACUUCCUGCAGGUGGACUCGGGCUGGGCCAUCGGCGCCCUGGCCUUCUCCUGCUUCGGCAUCGUCACCACCGUCCUGGUGCUGGCCGUCUUCAUCACCCACCACGACACGCCCGUGGUGCGCGCCAGCGGCCGCGAGCUGUCCUACGUCCUGCUCACCGGCAUCCUCUUCUGCUACUGCGUCACCUUCCUGCUCGUGCUCAAGCCCACCGACAUCGUGUGCGGCAUGCAGAGGUUCAGCGCGGGCUUCUGCUUCACCAUGGUGUACGCCGCGCUCUUCAUCAAGACGAACCGCAUCGCGCGCAUCUUCCACGCCGGCAAGCGCGGCACCAAGCGGCCCUCCCUCAUCAGCCCGCGCUCCCAGCUCAUCAUCUGCGGCGGCCUGCUGUUCAUACAGGUCCUGAUCAACCUGGUGUGGACCUUGCUGUCGCCGCCCGCCGCCGUGCACAUGUACCCCACGCGCGAGGACAACGUGCUGGUGUGCUCCUCGCACAAGGACGCCUCCUACAUGAUCGCCUUCGGCUACCCUAUCAUGCUGAUCCUGGUGUGCACCGUCUACGCCGUGCUCACCCGGAAGAUCCCCGGCGCCUUCAACGAGUCCCAGCACAUUGGCUUCACCAUGUACACGACGUGCGUCAUCUGGCUGGCCUUCGUGCCGCUGUUCUUCGCCACGGCCAACCACGUAGCCCUCCGCAUCACCUCCAUGUCCGUCACCAUCUCUAUGUCUGCCUUCGUCACCGUGGUGUGCCUCUUCACGCCCAAGCUGUACAUCAUCGUCUUCCACCCGGAGCGCAACGUGCGCCAGUCCAUGAUGCCCAAGUCGAGCAAGGUGCCGACCACCAUCAAGAGCUCGGCGGCCACCGCCUCCACAGCGGUGCGGCCCGCCGUGCCCACUGCCGCCAUCGCGGCCCCCGCCAACGCAGCCCCCGCCAACGCGACCGCUGCCCCCGAGAAGCAGCACAAGGCGACGCAGUGCGACGACCCGCCGCAGUACGUGGCCAACGGCGGCAUCAAGACGAGUCGCUCCCAGCAGACCUCCCUGCUCAGCCUGUGUCCCGGCCUCGGCCCCGACCUCGGCCCCGACCUCGGCCCCGACCGCGCAGCCAGCCACACGGACCUCACCCCCCUCGUGGCCGAGAGGGUGGCCGAGGACUCGCCCCCGACAGCCAACGGGCCAACCGUCCCCGCCAAGAAGAGCUCCGUGGCCUCGGCCAACGACGUCCUCAGUGCUAACCCAGCGCGCCUGUCCUCGCUGGACUACAUCGACAUGGACGUGGAGCGGCUCGUACAGUCGCCGCCGCCCCGGACGCCAGCCCCGCCAGCCGUGCAAGCCGUGCAAGGCAGCGCGCUGGACGCUGGCACGGCCUCCUCGGGCACCGAGGCCAACGCGGUGGUGCACCGCAACCACGCCAACCACAACCACCUCAACAACCACAACCACCGGGUGCACUCCGACGGCGCGCCCGCGCCCCCACACGUGCACUCGUAGCACGGGGCUCCCUCACCCAGCCAGCCGCACGCCCCCACGCCCCCCGUCGGGACCGUCGGGGCGCAGGCCGAGGGUGAGGGUGAU